CUUGCAAACGACCAUUAUUCUCUUGUCAUCUCCGAGACUGCGUUGAGAGUGAUGGAGCAAUCAAACACGGCAUUUGGAUUGGCAGCAAGGGAUGCAACUGGAGUCCUCGCCCCCUUCUCCUUCCCCUUAAGGGCUAAAGGAGAAGAUGACAUCAUCUUGAACAUACUGUACUGUGGGAUUUGUCAUUCUGAUCUUUCCACCAUCAAGAAUGAGUGGGGAAAUGCUAUAUACCCAGUCGUCCCCGGGCAUGAGAUUGUGGGUGUUGUCACUGAAGUAGGCCACAAUGUCCAAAAGUUCAAGGUUGGGGACAAGGUGGGCAUAGGAUACUUCAUCAGCAGUUGUCUUUCCUGUGACAACUGCAAGCAGGAUUCUGAGAACUACUGCCCCCAACUUGUGACCACCUUCAACUCCUCCUACCCAGAUGGCACACCGACGUAUGGAGGAUUCUCCGAUAAGUUAGUUGUUAAUGAGCAUUUUGCGGUCAGGAUCCCCACCAAGUUGCCUCUAGACAAGGUUGCACCGCUACUGUGUGCAGGGAUUGCAGUGUACAACCCACUGAAGGAGCAUGGACUCAAUGAACCUGGGAAGCAUUUGGGAGUGGUUGGACUCGGUGGCCUUGGACAUUUAGCUGUAAAGUUUGCCAAGGCUUUUGGGGUGAAAGUUACAGUAAUCAGCACAAGUCCUGAUAAGGAAAAGGAAGCUAUUGAGAAGUUGGGAGCUGACUCAUUCAUAGUCAGUCGAGAUCCUGAGCAAAUGAAGGCUGCCAUGGGCACAAUGGAUGGCAUUCUUGACACCAUUGCUGCUGAUCACUCACUUAUGCCCUUGUUUGCAUUGCUGAAGACUCGUGGUAAACUUAUUGCUCUUGCUGGGAUGACCAAGCCUACAGAGCUAUCCCUCUACCCUAUAAUGGCAGGAGGGAAAAUGCUGGCUGGAACUUUAAUUGGUGGGGUGAAGGAUAUGCAAGAAAUGUUGUCCUUUGCUGAGGAGCAUAACAUAACAGCAGAGGUUGAGGUCAUUGGAAUGGAUGAUGUGAACAUUGCAAUGGAGCGGCUUCAGAAGGGGGAUGUGAGAUUCCGAUUUGUCAUCAAUGUGGCGAACAGCAUAAGCUUGUCUUAGAAAAUUCAAAUUUUGGGAGAGCAAAAUAAUGUUGUUUAAAUUGUCACAUUUAGUUUUGUUGCCUGUGGUUGUUCUUGACAGCUUACAAUAAGAACUAAAAGCGGAUCAAUCCUGAUUUCUGUUUCUUCUCUUUGCCUUCCUUAAGAU
Messenger RNA from Elaeis guineensis (African oil palm), 1263 nucleotides. RefSeq names its product probable mannitol dehydrogenase. The record is from RefSeq and is a predicted model, not a curated record. Gene Ontology annotation, molecular function: NAD binding; oxidoreductase activity, acting on the CH-OH group of donors, NAD or NADP as acceptor; zinc ion binding. Lineage: Eukaryota; Viridiplantae; Streptophyta; Magnoliopsida; Arecales; Arecaceae.